CCCAAACAGUGUCGAUGAGUUUGAGGAAAAUUAAUCAAUACUUGACAGAAAACAGCGACAUAAGGGGCUUCAUACUUUCACUCCACGAUAAAAAUGUUGAUACCCUCCCAUCAUUCGAUUAUUCGCCUACAAAGGUACUCAAGCACGUUUUAAAGCGGCUGGGUAUGAAAAAAAUUAUCAAGCGUAACAAUAUAAGCAUAUGUUACCCGAAAAUGUAUUCUGUUUUUUUGUUUUUUGAAGAAAUUAUGUCCGGUCUAUUUAAUGUAAGUCCGUCGUAUUUCUGCGAUCUUGUUAAACACCUGGACCAGAGCGAACAGAUAAAUAUUCUUCGCAAUAAGCGGGUAUUAACGCCACUUAUCGUUAUUUGUAUGGAACAAAGAAUACAAACCGUGUCGGUGAACGACUUAAUUGUAGAAGAUAAAAAUCAAACAACGCAGACAUAUAAAAAUUUCAUGGUAUUCCUUAAAUGCGCCAGCCUGGAUUAUGAGAGAGCCACAGAAAUUCUUAACAAGCUAAACUACAAUUGCUUGUGCGACAUGAUAGUACAUAGCAAGUAUAAGGAGGUGCGUGCGUAUAUCAAGGAGUUAAAUUACUAUUUUCCACAGUUUAACAGUCUGGCACAUCUAAUACAGAGCGAUCCGAACAAACACUACGAAGACAAAAGCAUUGAUUUUCUUAACGAUCCUCUCAAAAUCCCCAUAAAAUUUAGGGCACUGCCGUAUUUCAAGGCAUCAAUUGAAUACCUGCAGAACAAAACGGGGUACAAAUUGGAAAACGAUAGAAGAUUGGUGCUGAUUUAUUUUAUUGAAGCAUAUCAAAAGAGAAGGAAAAAAGAUAUCAAGCACGUGGCAAAGCUCCAUAAUUUUGUUGAAUGCGCUGUUAAAGAGGAUGUAAUGGUUCUAAAAAUUUUAAUUCUGAGGGGUUUCUUUCAUGAGGCGUACCACCAUAUCUUAGAAAGGGAGUUUCGAACGAUUUUGGGUUGGUACAAAAAGGAUGAAGAAAAUUUGUACUUGAGUAGGAUCGUAAACGGGAUUUUGACGGGAAGAUACAAGAAUCGUCUUGAUGGAGAAAUUCGUGCUGGUAAUAAUUUAUGAGUUACCUGUAGAACGGAGCAUACAGCUAAAGCGAGCCGAGUUCAUCAUACAAAUAAAUCAUCCCUUGUUGUGGUAGUGAUACAUUGAUAUCUGAAUCCUUAGGGUAAAUCCUCCCAUAUUUACCAACGAUGUUACAAAGUCAUG
Messenger RNA from Vavraia culicis subsp. floridensis, 1238 nucleotides. RefSeq lists its product as uncharacterized. NCBI's taxonomy places the organism in Eukaryota, Fungi, Microsporidia, Pleistophoridae. Bases 15 to 1094 code for a protein of 359 amino acids. The transcript has a single exon. The record is from RefSeq and is a predicted model, not a curated record.